AUGCCAGUUCUCGCAGGAUGCGAAGGGGCCGCAAUCCCUGCUAAUUUGGUGUCCCAGACCCAAUCAUACAAUUCUAACCUGAUUGAGAAUUCUUUAUCGUGUGAACAGCAGGUUACGUCUUCUCGUCAUGUUCUAUACUCGCGGCCAUUGUUUCACCUAACCGCUCCCCGCGGCUGGUUAAACGACCCUUGCGGCCUUGGAUAUGACCCUGCGACUGGCCUAUAUCACCUAUCCUUUCAAUGGAACCCGAAAGGCAACGAUUGGGGGAACAUUUCCUGGGGACAUUCAGUUUCACAGGACCUAAUAUCCUGGAAGACAUCCCCGGAGCCAUGUCUAACACCUUCAGCCGAGUACGAUAGUUGCGGCAUAUUCACAGGCUGCUUCCGGCCUUCUGAUAUCAACGGGGUUGCCGGGGCUCUCACGUAUAUAUACACUUCGGUGAGGCGUUUGCCUUUGCAUUAUACUUUGCCCUAUGAGGUUGGAAGCGAGUCGCUCAGUAUAGCUGUUUCGCGGGAUAAUGGUGUAACAUGGCAGCGUCUAGACUCCAACCCAAUUCUACCGGCGCCUCCUCCCGAUCUUAAUGUGACUGCUUGGCGAGACCCUUAUAUAGGAGUGUGGACAGCAAAGCAAGGUGAACACGACAAUGACAUAUUGCCGCCUCUCAGUCUCUCUGGGUUUCUCUCCGGAGGAAUCGCGGGGCGAACACCAACAGUCUUCGUUUACUCAGUCAAUCCUGAUGAUCUUAGAGAAUGGACGUAUGUGGGGCCUCUGGUCAACGUUGGGCUAAACUUCCGGCCAUCUAGGUGGUCGGGCGACCUGGGGGUGAACUGGGAAACCACAAACUGGGUAGUACUAACCGACCACGAAGGAACCACGAAAAACUUUAUUAUUAUGGGCGUAGAAGGGUGUUUGGUGUCUGAGAGGGAGCAGAAGAGGGUCUCUCGAUCGCAGCUAUGGAUGGCCGUAGACCCCCGUCCUGAACAACCGAAGAGCGAGCCAAUAGAUGCCCUCACAGACUAUGCAUUUUCCGGAAUAUUCGAUCACGGAUGCGCCUACGCCGCUAAUUCCUUCUGGGAUCCCGUCACGUCACAAUAUAUUGUUUAUUGCUGGAUCACAGAAGAGGAUCUUCCAGAUGGCAUCCGGCAUCGACAAGGCUGGAGUGGUGUGAUAUCUCUCCCACGCAGUCUAAAGCUGACGACAUUGCGCAAUGUUACAAAGACACGUCACUCGAACCUGAGCGAUGUUACGUCUAUUGAGAAGGAAGCCAACGGCGAAGGGAGUUUUACAAUCCGGACGUUAGGCGUUGAGCCGGACCAGAGACUGAAGAAACUCCGCGGGGAAGCCCAGAGCAUUACGAAUGUCGCGUUAUGGGACCGGCAACAUUGUGGCAAUUACUUAUCCUUGACAACAUCACGGUGGGAGCUAGAGGCCGAGUUUGCGGUCGGGAAGCUGUGCAAGCUGGUGGGGAUAGAAUUUCAGCACGACUUAGAUCCUCGUAAUAGCACCGUCCUAGCAUGGGCACCAUGCAGUGAGACAUUCUCAAUCCACAGACCUCCUCCUUAUGACCCGGGCAUCAACCAUAAUCCAGAGAUCGCACCGCAUACCUUGUUUACUUUUGCAGAUGAGAGCGGCAUGGAGAAAGAAGAGACACUUCGGAUCCAUGCAUUCCUCGAUCGAAACGUGCUAGAAGUCUUUGUAAAUGAGAGAACAGUCAUCUCAACACGUAUUUACACGCCAUGUGUCGAGUCUGUCAGUCGUCUACGAUUCUUUGCUGAAUUAGACCCCAGUGCACCAAAUCUGAAGCAUGCUCCUGCUGUUCUCCUAAAAGCGGAUUUGUGGGAUGGACUGGAAGCAUCAUGA
Molecule: messenger RNA, 1860 nt
Organism: Aspergillus oryzae RIB40
Lineage: Eukaryota; Fungi; Ascomycota; Eurotiomycetes; Eurotiales; Aspergillaceae
Product: glycoside hydrolase family 32 protein
Exons: 2
Coding region: 1-1860 (619 amino acids)
Biological process (GO): sucrose catabolic process
Molecular function (GO): sucrose alpha-glucosidase activity
Source: RefSeq, a predicted model, not a curated record